AUGUCCGACAGUUUCUUCAUCAAGAAUAGAACGGCAAUCGUUGUCACUGCGUUGGCUGUAAGUUCAGCUGUGGGUGCUUAUUGGUACUAUAACCAACUGCAGUCAACGACCACAACAUCAAAAGAUCUUGGCGAUGAUACAGCCACUGGUUCAUCAAGCAAGAAAAACAAAAAGAAGAAGAAGAGCAAGAGUUCCUCUACUCCGGAACCUGACGCUUCAAGUAACAAUCACAAGAAAGCAGCAAAGUAUCCAGUAAAUUCUCAAGGAUUACCUGAAAUCACAUCUGAAGUUGUUAACAACUUGUCUGAACAAGAAAAGGAAGAAUGGGCGAUUCAAUUAAAAGAGGAUGGAAACACCGAAUUCAAGAACAAGCAGUAUGAGAAGGCAAUUGCAUACUACUCAGCUGCUUUACAAUUGAAAGAAGAUCCAAUCUACUAUUCAAAUAGAUCUGCUUGUUAUGCUGCUCUAAAUGAUCACGAAAACGUCAUCAAGGAUACUACUGCCGCAAUUAAAUUGAAGCCAGAUUAUACUAAAUGUAUCUUGAGAAGAGCUACCUCUUAUGAAACUUUGGAAAGAUACGAAGAUGCCAUGUUUGAUUUGACUGCAUUAACCAUUUAUGGUGGCUUUUCCAACAAAUCAGUUGAGCAGAUUUUAGAAAGAGUAUUGAGAAAACAUUCAAUCAAGAUUGUCGAUCAAAAGGAGAAAAUUUUGGCGUUACCUUCAGCUGCUACAAUUGGUUCAUUCUUUGGUGCUUUUGCUGAUGAAUCUCAAUUGACGGGUGUUGAUGAAAAUAGCGAAGGUGGAGCCAAAUUUUUGUAUGAUGCUUUAGCUAAAAUCAAGGGAAACACUAGAGAUGGUUAUGAGGAAGCAGAUGGCUUGAUUAACCAAGCAGUCUCGGCGUUGGAGGGAGAUGAAUUGAAAAAGGAUACUUAUGCCAUUGCAUUGGAGUAUGCUUCCGCUUUCCAAUUUUUGAAAAAUGACCCAUCUACUGCUGCUGAUUUAAUCAACAAGUCAUUGUCAAUCCAACCAAGACCUAGAGCUUAUGUAUUUAGAGCAUUGAUUAACGCUGACAAAUCUUCAUAUGAUGAAGCCUUGAAGGAUUUCAAACUUGCUGAAAACUUGGAUCCAAACUCACCCGAUAUCUUUUAUCAUUUGGGUCAAUUGCAUUACCUUACUGGAGAUUUAGCCAAUGCUGAAAUCAACUUCAACAAGGCCAAAUCUUUGAAUCCAGAAAAUGUUUACGCGUACAUCCAAUUGGCUUGUAUUACAUACAAGAAUGGUCACCCUGAUGAAGCCAAUGAGAAGUUUACUGAAGCUAAAUUGAAAUUCCCCACUAGUCCAGAAAUCCCCAAUUACUAUGGAGAAAUCUUGGCUGAUAAAGGUGACAUUUCUGGUGCUUUGAAACAAUUUGAUAUUUCUGCCAGAUUACAAGAAAGAUUGGAUAGAUUUAGUGUUGGUGCAUUGCCAUUAAUCAAUCAAGCCACUGUUAUUUCGAGAGAGAGUUUGGAAAGAAUUGAUGAAGCCGAGUCAUUGUUAACUAGAGCUUGUGAAUUGGACCCUAAAUCCGAAUUGGCCAGGAUUUCAUUAGCACAAAUUAAAUUGCAAAAGGAUGAAGUUGAUGAUGCUAUUGUUCUUUUUGAGGAAAGUUGUGACUUGGCUAGAUCUAUUGAAGAAAAAAUCCAAGCAAUCUCAUUUGCUGAAGCAACCAAGAUGCAAAAGAGAAUUAAGAAUGAUCCUCUUUUGACAGCAAAGAUUGCUGAGUUGAUGAGACAAGGUGGUGUUAUGUAA
Messenger RNA from Lodderomyces margitis, 1788 nucleotides. It is a transcript of the gene TOM70, whose product is annotated as protein channel. NCBI's taxonomy places the organism in Eukaryota, Fungi, Ascomycota, Pichiomycetes, Serinales, Debaryomycetaceae. The transcript has a single exon. Gene Ontology annotation, molecular function: protein binding. Bases 1 to 1788 code for a protein of 595 amino acids. The record is from RefSeq and is a predicted model, not a curated record. Gene Ontology annotation, cellular component: mitochondrial outer membrane.